Messenger RNA from Chionomys nivalis (European snow vole), 2963 nucleotides. It is a transcript of the gene Ttc32, whose product is annotated as tetratricopeptide repeat domain 32. The transcript has 3 exons. The coding region runs from base 63 to 497 and encodes 144 amino acids. NCBI's taxonomy places the organism in Eukaryota, Metazoa, Chordata, Mammalia, Rodentia, Cricetidae. Gene Ontology annotation, molecular function: protein binding. The record is from RefSeq and is a predicted model, not a curated record.
UUAGCCAAUGAAGUCCGGUGUGCGGGCCGCUGUGGUUCCGCUUCCACCUGAGCGAGGCGGCCAUGGCCGAGCCGCCGGACCGAGAGAGCCGGGAGACGCUGGCCGCCCUGGCGCUGGCCCAGGAUCGCUUCGCCAGGGGCGAAUUUGCCGAGGCGCAGGCGCUGUACUCGGCGUUCAUUGGCCAGUGCGCGAGUCGCGGGAGCAACUGCAGCCCCGAGGAUUUGGCCACCGCAUAUAACAACAGGGGGCAAACCAAGUACUUCAGCGUUGAUUUUUAUGAAGCCAUGGACGACUACACAUCCGCUAUAGAAAUCCUGCCCAACUUUGAAGUUCCGUAUUACAACAGGGGCUUGAUACGCUACAGGCUGGGAUAUUUUGAUGAAGCUUUGGAAGAUUUCAAGAAGGCACUAGACCUCAAUCCUGAGUUUCAAGAUGCUGUCUUGAGCUUCAAACAGACUAUUUUAGACAAAGAAGAAAAACAAAGAAGAAAUGCUUAGAAAAGUACUGAAACUUUUAAUUUAUUGAAAUUUUAACUCAUGAUCCUUAAAUCUCAACUAAGAUACACGUGGAACACUUUUGAUUAUAUUUAAGAAGCUGCAUUUUAGAAGUGAAAGUAAAAUAAUAUGUUUAAUCAAAGUUAUUCAUUUCAAGGAGAGACCAUGUUGGAUAGAUCUUUUAAUAGAGUAAAUAAAUAAUAUCAAUGUACAUUAUUAUAGUAAAAUAUUUAAAUCAAUAUGUAUUAUUUUUACUAAAGGUUUUAUUUUUACCACAGAUUUGUAUUCCCAACUUUUAAUUUUUUUUCCUACCCAGAGAAAGGUUGCUGGUAAGAAUACAGUCCAGACACAAAUGCCUCACAUAGGUUCACCAGUGAAUGUACCACAUUUGCUUUUUCUGUGUAGCUAAAACCAAAACCUUUCACUUCAAAGUCUGAGGCAGGAGGAUUGCUGUGAGUUCGAGGCCAGCCUGGGCUAUAGAGCCCUCAAACAAAACUCAACAAAAUAAGACAAAACCGAGACAGUUUUUUUUGUUGACCCACUUGAGAAUGAGAUACUGACGUCACAGUACUUCAUCCCUAAACAGUUCUGCCCGCAUUUUCGUAAGGACAAUCCUUCAUGGCCACACGCCACUGUAACACCUAGUAAAAAUAAUACUCUAGCGUGCUCCAUAUCCAGGCCAUGUUCACAUUUCCCCGUGACUUCAGAUAAUUGUAUCACGUUCUCCUGUCUCAGUUCUUUCCCUCUGGGGUCACCCCUGCUCAUUUUCUCUCCACACCUCUUUGAGAACUCACUCCCUUUACAUAUGGUAAUGGGCCGAGAGACAGGACUCCUGGCCUUCAAAAUAAGCACUCGCUUAUGAGAGAGCAGUUGGAAACAAUUCUUCCGCGCUUGAUUUUUUUUUUUUAAUAAAAAUUAUUAGAAAGAUGGGCAAAGGUUUAAGUAUCAAAUAUAGUUUCUGUCUCUGGAUGAGUAUAAUAAUUGACACCAGCAGCGUUUCUCGAAUACUUAGUACAAGCUAAAUCCUGCUCAAAGUCUUCAUGAAAUGAGCAGGGAGGAGAGGGAGGCGACAGAGCGACCAAAGCACACGUUAACCCAAAGCUUCAAGAUUCUGUUCUGGGUUCUGCCAACAAACAGCAGGGCUCUCAGGACCUGGGAAGAGCCUGGAGGAAGCCAGCCGAAGCCAGCCUGUCCCUUCCACAGCUUUGUUUUUAUUGUUGUGGUUUGGCAUUCCAAGAUACAGACCCUCAACUUGAGGUCUCCCAAACUGGUUUAUUGCUGCUGUGGGAAAGCUGUUCUGGGCGGAAAUUGCUCCCAUUGGAGAGAGACGGAGCGCAUUUGCCUGGCAUCGCAGCCGGCAGAACUCCCUUGGUUUCAGAUGCCAUCACUAUCAUUACCCUUGACUGGAAUUUUUUUCUUUUUCUUCUCUUUGUUUCGAAGUCGUCUCAUGAAGGAGAGACAGCAAAUCCCCUCUUCGUCUUUCGUAAACAACAUCCGGCGAAAUCCUCGGAGAAUCCGCAGGUGAACGAGUACGCGGGGAAAUUAGGUGCGGAGGCCAGAAAUGAAAAGUUGUUUUAUUUUGGCAAUCGCUCACAUUUUCCAAAAUGAUUUAUUUCUGUUUGGAAGGGCAUUAAAAGAAUUUAUAAUGUUGUAUGAAAGCAGAAAGCUCGCUUUUUAAACGGCUUUUCUGUUAAAAAAUAAAAAUAAAGGAACGCAAGCUAUCCUGACCUUGGGAGAGCUAAACACAAUUCCACCCAGAGAAUCAAGUAAUACUUAAACAAUUUUAUUUUCUCUUGGCUCAUGCUCUCUCUCUUUUUUACUCAUGACUGGAAUUAGAUGUAGUAUGAAAAAGAAAACUUGUUAAAACAUUUUCAUUUGCUUUGCUACAUUUUAUCACUCAAAGUUUCUUCAUUUCUCAGAAAAACAUUUAGGAUCAGCCCUCGUCUCCACUUCGUCUCCCUUGUUUUAAACUGAACGUAGCUAAACAUUUUACCACGUUUAUCUUCUCCAGAAUUAGGCCUCUCACAUCCACGGCCCAUUUCUCAUUGACCGAGCGAUACCUGGGGUGUUUAAAUGUCGUUUAUUCUCAUGAUUGUUUCAGUUCCCCGAAAUCCAGUUCACUGCUGCUAGAAAAGUGCCUAAACUAUGACCCUGCAUUCCCCCUUCUGCAAAAAACAAAAAAACAAAACAAAAACAAACUAAAAGGACUUGCAGUUUAUUAUACAAAUUGUUUCACAAAGGAUAGUAAAAUGGAAUUAGUGGAUUUCAAUUACUUUCAAGUUUAGAAAAUUAUUUGUAACACUGGCUGAGAAACAUGGAACAGUUUUUCUCUUCCAAGGCUGGAACUGAAUGAAGCCCAUGGACUGAUCUGACAAUAGCAAACUACAGGGACAGAGCAAGCUAAAUUCCCAGUCAGCCCCCAGUCACGAUCUGAUUGCUCCUUCUAGGCAGUCCUGGGCUCCCUGGUCC